AGUAUUGUAGUAGUGACAAUUUGAAGAAGGGAAGUCUCAAAUCUUCAAAUUAACACCCACCACCAUGCUUAGCCAAGCAAUAAUCACAUUCAUUCCCUUCUCACAUUGUAUGAGUGAAAUACAAAGACCAAUCACACCUCACAAAAUAACAAAUCUUACCAAUAACAAUAACAUUAUUAGAGUCCAAUUCCAAAGUAAUAAUAAUCACUCUAAAACCAGAAACAAACUACCCAAUUUUUCAUCAAUGGCUUCCACCAACAAAGAUCAAAUAACCUUGUCUUCUUCUCCAAUCUUCAUAUCCACUGAAAAUCUACGAACCAUCCUCACCCAUCAAACCCUAAUCAACCACAUCCAAUCCAAUCUCCCUAAAGCUUCAACCUUUCUCCAAACCCCAAUUCGCCAACACUACAAUCUCUCUCCUUCAUCUUCCCUCCUUCUCAUGCCAUCUUGGUCUUCCACGCCUUCUUUCCCUUAUAUUGGUGUAAAACUCGUGACCCAUUUCCCUGAAAACUCUUCACAGAAUUUACCAGGUGUUCAAGGUAGCUAUGUCCUUUUCAAUUCAACAACUGGUCAAACCCUAGCUUCAAUGGAUUCCACUGAACUUACACUUUAUAGAACCUCUUGUGUUUCUGGAUUGGCUUCUAAGUAUUUAGCUAGAGAUGAUAGUGAGAUUCUUGUUAUGGUUGGUGCUGGGGCUCUGGCACCUCAUUUGAUUAAAGCUCAUUUUUCAGCUAGACCCAGUUUGAAAAGAGUGUUUAUUUGGAAUAGGACCGUUGAAAAGGCGAAAACUUUGGCGAAAAAAUUGAGUGAAAGUGAUGAGUUUCCACUUUCAGGGUUGAGUUUUGAGGGUUGUGGGAAUUUGGAUGAGGUUGUUGGAUUUGGGGAUAUUGUGAGCUGUGCUACUAAUUCGGAGGCAGCGCUUGUGAAGGGUGAGAGGUUGAAAGUUGGAGCUCAUUUGGAUUUGGUUGGUUCGUUUAAGCAUUCGAUGAAGGAAUGUGAUGAUGAGGCUUUGAAAAGGGGGAAAGUUUUUGUUGACAAUGAGGCUGCAUUGGUUGAAGCAGGGGAGCUGGUUGGUGCUUUUGAAAGGGGAGUGAUCAAGGAAGAUGAAAUUGGAGGGAAUUUAUUGGAGCUUAUUAGAGGUGAUAAGGUUGGGAGAAGCAGUUCAGAGGAAAUUACUGUUUUUAAGUCUGUUGGUUCUGCUGUUGUUGAUAUGCUGGCUGCACAGUUUGUUUAUGAGACAUACACAAGGACAUAGGUAAUAUACUGAAUAUAGAAACAAAUAUAGUUUAUGCUUAAUAGUUCAAUAAGGUUUUCAAGUUGGUUUGAUGAGAUGAGGAGUUACUUGCACUAGGGAAUUUAGUUUUUGUGCAUAAUCAAAUUUGGACUAGAAGAGUUUGGUUAAAUACUUGUGAGCUGUGACUGAUGAUAAAUUCUAUAUUUCAAUAUUAUGGUUUACAUCUUAUAAAGUGCUA
This is a messenger RNA of Medicago truncatula (barrel medic), 1472 nucleotides long. Its product is annotated as protein SAR DEFICIENT 4. NCBI's taxonomy places the organism in Eukaryota, Viridiplantae, Streptophyta, Magnoliopsida, Fabales, Fabaceae. The transcript has a single exon. The record is from RefSeq and is a predicted model, not a curated record. Bases 65 to 1255 code for a protein of 396 amino acids. Gene Ontology annotation, cellular component: cytoplasm.